AUGCAUCGAGUUUCGGAUGUUCCGGUCAUUCUGUUUAAUCCAUACUUAACAUGUAAUCUUUGCCGAGGCUAUUUAAUCGAUGCCACGACAAUUGUUGAGUGUCUACACUCUUUCUGCCGCAGUUGUAUUUUGACUUAUCUCAAACUGAAUACAACAUGCCCGGUCUGUGCGACACUUUUGCACAAAACCAAACCACAUUGCGCAAUUCGGCCUGAUCGUGCACUACAGUCCAUCGUUUACAAGCUUAUACCGAAUUUAUUUGAGAAGGAAAUGCUAUGUAGAAGAAAAUUUUAUGAGGAUCAUCCUUCAUGUUACACCCGAUCUUUAAGUCCUGAAAAACGUGGUGAUUUAACCCUGAAUACUUAUGUACUCCAAGAAGAAGAUCGUCUAAGCGUUGAACUUCGGUACUGGAAUCAAAACGAACAUAAGAAUAAUGGUUGCUCAAGUAAAACUUCUAGUCAAACAGAUUCAAUUAGCCCGAUACUGCCUGUUAUCCCCCCUACAUUUUUACUCUGUCCACCUGAACUUACAGUGGGACAUAUUGAAAAGCUGAUUCGAAUGAAGUUCAAUCUUAAACCCAGUGAGCAUGAGGUUUCUGUUUUCUUUUCAGUCGACGAUCUUUUUAAUUCUAACUAUACACUAUCAGAUCUUGCCUGCUUGUAUGCGUGGCGUCGCCAACAGCCAUUUAAAUUAUAUUUUACAAUAAAAGAAACAUCAAGGCAUGGAUUUUCUGUGUUUAUGGAAUCGCAACCCCCUUCAACAUCGAGUAAUUUAACUCAUAGUAUUCUGGAAAAAUUUAAAAUAUGUCCUCAGAAUAAUAAUUCAUCUUGGUCUGUAAAAUCCAAAUUCAGAAAUUUCCCCACAAAUUCCCUUCGUAAAAGACAUGUGAAUAACUCUGAUGAUGAAAUGGAGACUACUACACUUGAAGUCUCUGCGCCAAACUCACAAAUCUCAUCACAAUCAUCCUGUAAAAUAUCACUUCCAACACAGUUCAUAAAAUCUAUAAGCUUAUCAUCUCCUAUGCUCAAUACUUCAAGUUCUGUUUGUUCUUCGCUAGCCUAA
Molecule: messenger RNA, 1062 nt
Organism: Schistosoma margrebowiei
Lineage: Eukaryota; Metazoa; Platyhelminthes; Trematoda; Strigeidida; Schistosomatidae
Source: the annotation of a GenBank genome assembly